GACAUAUUUCAGUCUGAUGAAUAUAUUUCUCUUUGUUAGGCUUACAUUUGCUGAAACAGACUUCAUUGCCCUAUGUGAUGCUUUACGAGUAACGGACAGUGUGAGAGUAACUGCUUGGAAGACUUGUGGAAAAGUGUCUACAGAUGGAUUUGAAGUUGGCCAUAUUACUAAAGAAUUGUGGGGGAUCUGCAUUUUUACAGCAGCAAUUGACUUGGAUGAGAUGACUUUCACUUUUACAGAGCUUCUGAAAUGUCUAAAUAUUAGUGUAUGCAAAUUUUUGCACUUGAUUAAAGAAAUGGAUGCCAACAUGGACACCAUUAGUACUAAAGUGGAUAGUACUAUAUCACGCCUGAAGAAAAAAUAUGAUGUACUUUUCGCACUAUACCAGAGGUUUGAAAGGACUUGUGGACUUAUCUAUGUUGACCACCCUACUGAUCAAACAUGUGCUGAGCUGAGUCCUUCAUUGGUUCUAAAACUAUGCUGGAUCAUGUUUCUUUUGGCAAAAGGAAAAAUAUUGCAGAUGGAAGACGAUUUGGUUAUCUCCUUCCAGUUACUACUUUGUGUUCUUGAUUAUUUUAUCAACCUCCUGCCUCCUGCACUACUUAAAGAACCAUACAGAUCUCUGAGUACAAUUUCUAGUAAUGGCUCAACUCGAAAUUGGAGGCGAGGUCAGAAAAGGAGUACACGUACAUCAAAACCAGAUACAGAUAUAAAGGUCAUUGCAGAACUUUGUAAAGAACAUGGUUGUAAUUUGGAUGAGGUGAAAAAUGUUUACUUCGCUAGUUUUAUUCCAUUCCUGAAUUCUAUGGGUAUUACAGCUUUCAGUGGACUUCCAGAGGUUGAGAAUAUGUCAAGCAAAUAUGAAGAAAUGUAUCUGAAAAACAAGGAUAUUGAUGCCAGAUUAUUUCUGGAGAAAGAUGGGCCUUUACAAUAUGAUCAUACACAAUGUUUACAGUUAGAGAGAACGCCAACAAAAAACUCUGGUGAAGACCUUCCUGUUGUACUUCCACAGACCCCAGUUCGGGCUGCGAUGAAUACUAUUCAGCAAUUAAUGAUGGUUUUAAAUUCUGCAAGUGAUAAACCGUCAGACAACCUUACUAACUACUUUAAUAACUGCACAGUGAAUCCUAUGCAAGAUAUAUUGGAAAGAGUAGAAAAUCUGGGUUGUGUCUUCAAAGAGAAGUUUGCUGAAGCAGUUGGACAAGGAUGUGCUGAAAUUGGAUCACAGAGAUACAGGCUUGGGACACGGUUAUACUACAGAGUGAUGGAAUCCAUUUUAAAGUCGGAAGAAAAACGGCUGUCAGUUCAUAAUUUUAGCAAACUUUUGAAUAACAAAAUCUUCCACACAUCUCUGCUGGCCUGUGCUCUUGAGGUUGUCAUAGCUACAUAUGGUAAUUCAAGGAAUGCUUCACAAAGUGAUACAAUGAAUAUGGAAACAGACUUGUCUUUCCCGUGGAUCAUCAACAUACUUCACUUAAAGGCUUUUCACUUAUACAAGGUCAUUGAAAGCUUCAUUAAAGCAGAACCAAGCCUGACAAGAGAAAUGAUAAAAGACCUAGAAUGCUGUGAACACCAAAUUAUGGGAUCCCUUGCAUGGCAAUCAGAUUCACCAUUAUUUGAGCUUAUAAAACAGUCAAAGGAACGAGAUGGGCAGACUGAUGAACCUGAGUCUACCAAUUACUUUACCCAGCCUCUUCAGCAUAACCACACUGCUGCAGACCUAUAUCUCUCUCCCACAAAAUCUCCUAAGGAAAAAGUUUCUUCCACUUUAGUAUGUUCAUUUCCAGAUUUUCAGUCUCCAUCAGUAAAUCAGUUUCAAAGACUGUACAAAUCUACCUCCCUGUCAUUGUUCUACAAAAAAGUGUAUAGGUUGGCUUAUAUGCGACUGAAUGAUUUAUGUUUACAUCUUCUGUCUGACCAUCCUGAACUCAAACAUUUAAUCUGGACACUUUUUCAUCACACAUUGCAAAAUGAAUAUGAACUUAUGAAAGACAGGCACUUAGACCAGAUUAUGAUGUGUUCCAUGUAUGCCAUAUGUAAGGUGAAGAACAUUGAUCUCAGAUUUAAAACUAUUGUGACAGCAUAUAAGGAACUCACUAAUGCAAAUCAAGAGACUUUCAAGUGUGUUUUGAUCAGGGAAGGACAAUAUGAUUCCAUUAUAGUCUUCUACAACUUGGUUUUCAUGCAGAGACUAAAAACGAUUAUUUUGCAAUAUGCUUCCAAUAGGCCUCCAACAUUAUCACCCAUACCACAGAUACCUCAGAGCCCUUACAAGUUUUCUAAUUCUCCUUUACGUGUUCCUGCGAGAAAUAAUAUUUAUAUCUCACCUUUGAAGAGUCCCUACAAAUUCUCUGAAGUGUUGUUAUCACCCACCAAAAUGACACCAAGAACAAGAAUAUUGGUAUCAAUUGGUGAAUCCUUUGGGAUUUCUGAAAAGUUUCAGAAGAUAAACCAGAUGGUGUGCAGCAGUGAUCAUCAUCUGAAACGUGGUGCUGAAGUAGGCACAGCUCCCAAACCUCUGAAGAGACUACGCUUUGAUAUAGAAGGACAAGAUGAAAUCGAUGGAAGGGAGCACCUCUCUGGAGAAUCCAAGUUCCAACAAAAACUUGCAGAAAUGACAUCUACUCGAACCAGGAUACAAAACCAAAAACUGAACGAUGGUGCUGACGCUUCAACCACGGAACAAAAGUGAACUUCAGUUCAGAUGCCAUUAUGUGCACUAUGUGCUUUCUUGAUCUCUACUUUGUCUUUGGCACCCACAAUUUAGCUAAUUUGGACCAUAUGUUUUCAAUGUUAUAUGCUGCCAUGUAAUAUGCAAUAUUAGCCACGUAAAUGUUAAUUUAAAUAAAAAAUUCCUUCCUUCCCAAUGUGCUAGUGGAGACCAUUCUACCAUUGUCUAGGACAGCCUUCC
This is a messenger RNA of Elgaria multicarinata webbii, 2911 nucleotides long. RefSeq names its product RB transcriptional corepressor 1 (gene RB1). Gene Ontology annotation, molecular function: RNA polymerase II transcription regulatory region sequence-specific DNA binding. Gene Ontology annotation, cellular component: chromatin; Rb-E2F complex; nucleus. The record is from RefSeq and is a predicted model, not a curated record. Bases 17 to 2692 code for a protein of 891 amino acids. The transcript is spliced from 26 exons. Gene Ontology annotation, biological process: cell differentiation; negative regulation of G1/S transition of mitotic cell cycle; neuron projection development. NCBI's taxonomy places the organism in Eukaryota, Metazoa, Chordata, Lepidosauria, Squamata, Anguidae.